Messenger RNA from Morone saxatilis (striped sea-bass), 1057 nucleotides. It is a transcript of the gene she, whose product is annotated as Src homology 2 domain containing E. The record is from RefSeq and is a predicted model, not a curated record. Gene Ontology annotation, molecular function: phosphotyrosine residue binding. Lineage: Eukaryota; Metazoa; Chordata; Actinopteri; Moronidae.
ACGACUUUCCUCUCCAGCUUAUCAGUUCAUCUAGUCGACAGACUGGACGCACCAUCUCACGCUCCGGGAAUGGGAUCUUUACUGGGUUCAAAGAAAAACUUCGAGUUCUUUCGAGUUUACGCUCUCCAGAAGCUACUUUUCAAACUGCAGGGAUAGUUGUUACUGCAGGUGCAGGGUGACAGCAACGACGAGUCACUGGCCAAUGACUGCCAACAAGACGCACCAGAAGUUGUCAGGGGGUUUCAGACGCUAGAAAUCAAUUAAACGACAUGAAGUGGGCUCUCUGAAUCUGGUUAUAGGAGAUUCUUGUCAUUUCAGACCACAGUUACCUUAACCGAGGCGUGCGCAUAUCUGUGCGUAAAGUUGGAGCUGUUGCGCACGGUUGAAGUUUAGUUCUAGCGGGGCAGCUAAUGCGAGCACAUAUAAAUUACAACAGAUUUGUUAACUUUUACAUCUGUGAGAAGUGUUAAUAUCUUGACAGCCAUGGCAAAAUGGUUCAGGGAUUUUCCCAUCAAUCUGAAAAACGGAAACGAAAGGGUUCGUUCGGCCUCUGAAUCUGGUCCACAAACUCGACCCAAACCUUCGUUUUCGCGUGACAGUCUGAAAGGAAAUCCGCGCAAAGAUGGAGGAGUGGGGGGUUUAUUGGCAGGGAGAAACAGGAAAAAUUCGGCUACAGAACUGGGUCGUAACAACGGUGGUUCUGGUGGGACAGUCUGGGAUAGUCUCACAACUGGAAAAAGUCGCAAGAACUCCAAGGUCGAGACUGGGACACCAGAUGAGAACCGCCAGGUCAGGACCUCUAGUUUGGCACAAGCCUACAUCAGCAGGAUGAUCAAAGUGGACAAACAAGACAAGACCCCCAAACUCAACGGCAUAAGUGAACAGAAGCAGCCCGAUAACGAAAAGGGAAGGUCUGACAUUAAAGCAACGCUGAUUAUCCUGGAGGACUAUGCAGAUCCUUUUGAUGCAGAGAAAACCAAGGAGCAGAGGGAGGCUGAGCGAGCAGGAGUGAAUGAUGGGUACAUGGAGCCAUAUGAUGCCCAGGUCAUCAUCACAG